Ostreobium quekettii is the source of this 1842-nucleotide messenger RNA. Lineage: Eukaryota; Viridiplantae; Chlorophyta; Ulvophyceae; Bryopsidales; Ostreobiaceae. The record is from the annotation of a GenBank genome assembly.
AUGAGGGCAGCCCAAGCGUUGGCUGCUGGGAUUGUCCUCUUGGUGGCGGCGGCCGACUGCUUCCCAUUUGCUCCGCGGCGUGCGGAAGGUGAGAAUCUGUCAAGAAAGGACCUGCCAGCGAGGCGCCUUGAACAGACUGCAUUCAUUGCAGGAGGGGAAAUUUCGCCAUGCGGCCGCUUUCCAUACAUGGUGUCGUUGCGGGACAGAUUUGGUAUCCACAGGUGCGGUGGCGUGCUCGUGCACCAAAAAUGGGUAUUAACGGCGGCCCAUUGCAUUGACCCCAACUCUAUCGUUUCUGCUGGAGCAACUCCCAUCAUUGCCAUAGGAGCAUGCAACCUGGACGACACGUCAAACGAGAAUGGCAAAGUUGAGCUUCGGACAUCCCGGAAAACGUUCCUCCAUCCUGGAUACACAAGUGGCUCCGUUGAGAGUGGGUCAGACAUCGCGCUGCUGAAGCUGAACAAAAAGUCCAAACACCCACCGGUGCUCCUUCCGACGGAGAUCGACACCACCGUGAAUGGAGCACAGCAGCUGGUGGCGCUUGGGUGGGGGCAGCAGGAGCCCGGGAGCUCAGACACUCCGAAGGAACUGCAAAUGGCGACGGCGCUGGUAAUUAUCGAAAAUAAAUUUUGCAACUCGGACGCGGGGUGGGACGGCCUGAUACAGGAUUCGAUGGUGUGCGCCUCCGGCUUGGGGAAUGGCCAGGACGUCUGUUCAGGCGACAGCGGCGGUCCCCUCUUAGAGACGUACGCCCCUGGAGGUAACAUCGCAGCUGGGAGUCCCGAGUUCGACAAGGUGUUGGGCAUCGUGUCAUUUGGAGAGACGGACAGAUGUGGUGACGCAUUGAGGCCCAGCGUAUUCACAAGAGUUGCAAGCUUCCGUAUUUGGAUCGACGAGACUAUGUCGGGCAAGAAAGCGCCUGCAGCCCCCUUGCCCCCAACUUCCCCACCCUCUCCGGUUCUCCCCUCUCGUGCCUCUCCCUCGCCGGAGCCUAUCCCUCCAGCAUCACCGCCGCCAUUGCCACCACCACCCCUUCCUCCACCGCCGCCACCGCCUCCGCCACCUCCUCCAUCUCCUCCCCCUCGCCUUCCCCCACCUCCACCUCUGCCUCCACCUCCACCGCCUCCACCUCCGCCGCUUCCACCUCCGCCGCUUCCACCUCCGCCGCCUCCACCUCCGCCGCCUCCACCUCCGCCACCUCCACCUCCACCUCCACGACGAAGCCAAGGGCAGCUCGAUGCGGACUUGAUGAGGGAGGCCAGGAGAAAUGUGACCUCCUCGACGAACACGACUGUCCACGACCUGCUUGCCGAGGGAGCGGAUCCUAACGCAUGCUGCCUCCCCACCGAACCGCAGCAGGGAUGCCCCGUCCUCCACGCUACAGCACACACACCCAACGCCAUCGUCGCGCUGGCCAUCCUAAAAGCUGGUGCCAAUCCACGCGCAACCUGCAGAGAUGGAUGGACGCCGCUGCACAUUGCAGCAGGAGCCAAUUCUGUCGAUGUUGGGCGGCUCAUUAUCGAAUUUGGAGGGAGCGUUAAGGCAAGGAACGAUUUCCAGGAGACGCCGCUGCAUUGGGCGGCAGAUCGCGGCAACGUGGCGGCAUCGCGAUUGCUCAUUGACGAGGGCGCCGACAUCGAUUCCCAGAAGGAGGACGGAUUUACGGCCUUGCACUUUGCCGCGUUCAGGGGAUUUGUGCCACUGACUGAACUGCUGUUGGCAAAUGGUGCAGACAAAUGGGUCAGGAACGACAACGGGCAGGCCCCCGGAGACGUUAUUUGCGGAGACGCCCUUGGUUGUUCCGCCUCCACGAAGAGAGCUCUGGAAGAUCUUCUGUUUUGA